Messenger RNA from Synchytrium microbalum, 4035 nucleotides. RefSeq lists its product as uncharacterized. Gene Ontology annotation, biological process: transcription-coupled nucleotide-excision repair. The coding region runs from base 1 to 4035 and encodes 1344 amino acids. The record is from RefSeq and is a predicted model, not a curated record. The transcript has 9 exons. Lineage: Eukaryota; Fungi; Chytridiomycota; Chytridiomycetes; Synchytriales; Synchytriaceae. Gene Ontology annotation, molecular function: ATP binding; ATP-dependent chromatin remodeler activity. Gene Ontology annotation, cellular component: nucleus.
AUGGAACCCGAUGAUGGCGUACCCAGUCAGGGCUUUCCAAUAUCAAGAGCAGCAGCCAAUCAAGAAGCAGAGCCUGCUAUUGAUGUCACAAACAGUCUGCAACCACAACCAGUCUCGAACGAGAUUACUGAACAGGAGGGUGGUGAAUUCAUCAUUGGGGCGACGGAGCAGGGAGAGCUAGAGUCGCAUCUUAUGCAGCAGGUCGACGAUGCUCUCAAGGAAAAGGAACUAGUCGCAGAAAAGAAACGUUUAACGAAAACACGUCAAGAACUAGCUACCUUGCAUACAAAGGCCGAUGACUUGAUUGCUAAGCUUGACAGAGGCAAACCCUCUGGAAGUUCAAAGUUGAAUGACAAGCUUAAAGAGAUUGAAGAUCGUAUUGAGAAACUCAAGACUGAUGAAAAGCAGAUUCGGAAACGGAUGGCUGACACUGCAUCACAAGGAGAAAUGCAAGAAACGGAACGUGAACGGUUGAUUCGUACAGGAAAAAUCACUCCGUUUUCAUCUAUAAGUGGCUUGGAAAAAACAGUCCGUCGCACCACUGAUAUACCUGAUAAACCAGUUACAGCAAAGAGACCGUUUACUGAUAAUUCACUUACAUCGUCACCGGCAAAUGCUACUGCUGCAGCUAAUGGUAAUGGUAGUAGCAGCCAACACGAUGAUCCUGUAUUCAGCGACAGUGACUCGGAUGAAGACGACAAGCAAAGGAAGAAAAAGAAGAGACGAGUCGCAAUAGAUAGUGAUGACGAAGAAUAUUCAGAUGAUAGAAAAUCUUCGCAUAGAAAACGAAAACGUGGCCGUAACGAUGACGAUGAUACUUACGAAGAUGGUGACCUCCCACUGAAAGAAGGAGACGAGGAGGAAGAAGAAGAAGAACAAGACGAAGUCGCUAAAUAUAGUGACUCUGAUAAACAAUCUGAAAACGAUGAAACAGAGCCCCGUAAACUCAAUGACCGAUACCUUGACGAUGGUGACGAAGCCGUAUAUCAGAAUCGAAUAAAGAGAUGGGCUCGUCGACGCAGAUUAGCUAGAUUCAAAAUACAACAAGGCGCAGCAUUUGAUCCUGAACUUGUUGAUGAUGCUGAUUUAGAAGAAGACGCAGAUCAAGAAGCGUUUCAGUCUUCUCCUUCUGCUGACGAUGUGUCAUAUGAUGGUGGUUAUCGGAUGGCUGGAGAAGUCUAUGAUGAGCUGUUUGAUUAUCAACGUACUUGUACAAAGUGGUUAUGGGAGUUGCAUUGUCAAGAAGCUGGUGGUAUCAUUGGUGAUGAAAUGGGGUUAGGAAAGACCUUUCAGAUUAUAGCCUUCUUAUCUGGUCUUCACUUCUCGCAGAAACUAGGUCUGCCAACUCUAGUCUUAUGUCCAGCCACUGUACUCAAACAAUGGGUGCAAGAGUUUCAUCGUUGGUGGCCACCAUUUCGUGUAAUGAUUUUGCACUCUUCUGGUACUGCUCUCACCAAAACUCGUCGUGGUGGCAGCACCUGGCAAGAAGAAAUAGAAGACGACGAUGAUUUCCUUGCCUCAGAUGAUGACGAUGAGGACGAUUUUGGUGAUAAUAGACGAAAAAGGAAGAAGAGUAAAACAAUUAAGAAGAAAUCAAAAGCUUCUAGUGGAGCUACUUCAGAGACGGAUGCUAGAGUAGCUGCUAUGGUGGAGACCGUUUGUGAAAAGGGUCACGUCAUCGUCACCACUUAUGAAGCUUUACGAGUGCAUCGUCGGCGCUUAUUGAAUGUAAAGUGGGGUUAUUGUGUAUUGGAUGAAGGCCACAAGAUUCGUAAUCCUGAUGCUGAUAUUACCGUGACUUGCAAGCAACUCAAGACAUCCCAUCGCAUCAUCCUGAGCGGUACUCCCAUCCAAAACAAUCUCGUCGAACUAUGGUCUCUAUUUGAUUUCGUCUAUCCAGGUCGUCUCGGCACUCUCCCAGUCUUCCAAGUCCAAUUUGGUGUACCCAUCAAAAUCGGUGGAUAUGCCAAUGCUUCCAAUAUGGCUGUUCAAGCAGCAUACAAGUGUGCUGUCGUCUUACGAGACCUGAUAUCGCCAUAUCUCCUACGGCGUAUGAAGGCUGAUGUAGCGUCAGAUUUGCCAACGAAAUCCGAACAAGUCUUGUUUUGUCGAAUGACGAAUUAUCAGAGGGAAGAGUAUCGACGCUUCCUGAACUCGAAAGACGUUCAUUCAAUUUUAGAAGGCAAAAGACAAGUGUUGUUUGGAAUUGAUAUAUUGAGAAAGAUUUGUAAUCAUCCUGAUUUGGUUGAGCGGGUCGCUAAUUCAGAAACCGAAGAGUAUGGUGAUUACAAUCGAUCUGGAAAGAUGAAGGUCAUCAAAGCCCUGCUAGAUACAUGGAAGCAACAGGGCCAUCGAGUAUUACUGUUUUGUCAGACUCGUCAAAUGCUGGACAUUUUAGAAAAGUUUGUUAUCUCCCAACAUUUGGUGUAUCGUCGUAUGGAUGGAGAUACAGCAGUCAAGAAUCGAAUUGCCAUGGUUGAUGAAUUUAAUGAGACGCCCUCUAUUUUUGUCUUUUUACUUACUACGAAAGUUGGUGGAUUGGGAAUUAAUCUUACGGGUGCUAAUCGAGUGAUUAUCUAUGACCCAGAUUGGAAUCCUUCUACUGAUGUACAAGCACGAGAACGUGCAUGGCGUCUAGGACAACGUAAAUCAGUCACCAUAUAUCGACUCAUGACAUCAGGAACAAUCGAGGAAAAGAUCUACCAUCGUCAAAUAUUCAAGCAAUUCUUGACCAACAAGAUUCUCAAAGAUCCUCGACAACGACGAUUCUUCAAAUCAACUGAUUUGCAUGAUUUGUUUACUCUUACUGGUCCAGAAGGAGGGAGUCAAAACGGUCAUGAAGAGACAGAAACUGGACAAUUAUUCCAGGAUAUGAAUGUCAAGGUUGAAUUGAAAGAUAAAGAUAGUAAAGCCAAUGGUAAUGGGCAGUCUGAUAGUAAGAGUAAUUCAAGGCCAUCAUCAGCACUUAGGCGCAGUAGCUCUAAUGUCGAUGCAGCUGAAGAAUCUAUACAGAACGAAAUCGGUCGUAUUAAUGAUAUUGAUAAAGCUGAAGCGUUCCAAGCACCUCCCGAUGGAUUUGGAAGUGCAUCAGGUGCCGAUCCGAAUGAAGAUACUACCAACGACUCAAAAACAAACGUCAAGAAAUACAACAAUGCAGGAGACGAUGAUCGAGUCUUGCAUGCCCUCUUAUCGAAUUCAGGAGUGCAUUCAGCACUUCGGCAUGAUGCUAUAGUUGAAGCAUCAAACCCGGAACGAGUAAUUGUUGAACGCCAAGCAACACAGAUUGCUAAUGAAGCUAUAGCAGCAUUAAAGAAAUCGACACGUAAAGUACGGAAGGCUCUUGUUGAUUCUGGUGGUACUGCUGUAACAUGGACUGGACGUCGCGGUAAUGCCGGUUUGCCGAUGAAGAAACAGACUGAUGGUGACGCUCCCGCUGCUGUGAUACCAAAGAAACGAUUCGGGCCUAAAGAUGGAGAGUCUGGUAAUAGUGCUGGUGAUAGUAGUAGUAAAGGCGUAUCUGGCGCUAAUGGUAUCAGUGGUACCAGUAAUGCUAGUGCUGUAAACGGAUCAUCAUCGGCACCCUUUUCAUCGUCGUCCAUAUUGGCUACAUUGCGAGCUCGAGCUACAGGCCCAGUAGCUCCUAGUGUGAUAUAUCAACUUGGUAGCACCUCGUCUAGUAGUAUGCAGGAAGAUAGCGACACAGGUCGUGAUUCGACUCCGAAUGAAGCAAAUGGUAGUAGCAGCAAUGCGGGGCCAUCACGUCCUCGAGACUCGUCAUCACCUGUAACAGUAAACGAAUCCACCGUACAGCUAGCACAAGAAAUCCAAACAUAUCUACUCGCGCAACCGGAACAUGUCUCGACAACCGGUAAUCUAGUGAGUGAGUUCAAAUCGAGGAUCAAGAACCAGAAGGAAGUGUUUAAGAAGCUCUUGAAGAAUUUAUGCGAUUUCAGUAAGAUGACUGGGAGUGGGAAUCGAGAGGUUGGGAUUUGGACGUUGAAGAGCGAGUUUAGUGGGGAGGAAUGGAAUCUUUGA